CACCUAUUUACUUUGUUAUAUCUGCGCUUGUAAGUGAUCGUUUCCAUUAGGUAUCUGUUUUUUGGUAACUAUGCGACGCUUAUGACUGUGACAUAAAGACAUAAAAUUACUCAAAAACCAUUCACUUCAUUUAAUUUAUCUUCAAUAUUUUUACACAGCUGUUAACUAUUACACAGUUUUAUACCUACCAAAGCCACCAGUUCAUAUUCAUUUUGAAGAAAUUCGAAAUCUUUCUACGUCUCAUUUGUUUUGUCAGAUUCCGAAACAUAAUUUAUGGGUGAAGAGGAAGCGGCGACUCUUGAGGGUCAGUUCUACGAAUUCUCGAAACUGUUAGACAAUAAAAGAGAUGGUACCACAAUUACUCUAUACAGAUUCGAUUACUGGUUGAGACAGACGAAAAUACUAGACGAUCGAAAAGUUACUAUGACUGAUACUGGAAUAGCAUUUAAUAAGUUCAACAAAACAGAGUUGAACUGGGAUGAAUUUUUGGAAUUCCUCGAAGAUUUGUGUGAACUGAAAGAUAUGGACCUUGAAAAAACCAAGGAAACUCUCACUAACUGCGGACUUCCGGGACAAUUACCAGUCGCUGUUCCUCAAUUUAGAGACUACUUUUUAACAUAUAAACCAAAAGAAAAAUCGGCUUAUUAAAAUAGUUAACCAUUCCUUGGCUUAGACAAAACAAGAGUUUUAGAUUUAUAGAUAUA
Molecule: messenger RNA, 704 nt
Organism: Papilio xuthus (Asian swallowtail)
Lineage: Eukaryota; Metazoa; Arthropoda; Insecta; Lepidoptera; Papilionidae
Product: TPPP family protein CG45057-like
Exons: 3
Coding region: 274-648 (124 amino acids)
Biological process (GO): microtubule polymerization
Molecular function (GO): tubulin binding
Source: RefSeq, a predicted model, not a curated record